Molecule: messenger RNA, 1201 nt
Organism: Drosophila navojoa
Lineage: Eukaryota; Metazoa; Arthropoda; Insecta; Diptera; Drosophilidae
Gene: IPIP
Product: Inositol phosphatase interacting protein
Biological process (GO): endosome organization; retrograde transport, endosome to Golgi; receptor recycling
Cellular component (GO): early endosome; trans-Golgi network; recycling endosome
Source: RefSeq, a predicted model, not a curated record
CAGCUGUUUUUGGCUGUGGUUAUGAAUUGAUGUACGACGCAUUUAUUGACAUAGAUAUGUGAAUGAAAUAUUGAAUAUUGCCAAAUAAAAGCAAACAAGGCCCAUUUUUUAUGUUUUCACGGAACAAACAUUUUUAGUUAAUGAGCGGAUAUGAAAAUCAACGAAAAGAACCUAUGUGUUUUUGCCCGAACGCCACCGUUUGACAUGGAGGGUUUCCUCAACAAGCGGGGUGUAGUCAAUAAAGCAUUUCAACGACGCUAUUUUGUGCUCAAAGGCAAUUUGCUAUUCUAUUUCGAGUCGCGCCUGGACAAGGAGCCGCUAGGUCUGAUUAUAGUGGAGGGGUGCACCAUAGAGCUAUCGGAGGAAUCGGAUGCCGACAACUACUGCUUUGAGAUCGCCUUCAAUGGCAAUCGCACCUAUAUACUAGCUGCCGAUACACAAGAAUGCAUGGAGGCCUGGAUGAAGGCUUUGACAUGCGCCGGCUACGAGUACAAGCGGAUCAUUGUCGCUGAGCUGCAACGCCAGCUGCAAGAGAUCGAGUACUCUCGCAACAAGAUGCGCAGCGAGCGUAGUGAUCCACAUCAAACGGUAACCGAUGGACAAGGCAAACCUGUCCCACCACCCAGACGUCCAAAUCCCUUCAAUCGCCCACCACCGCCGCCGCCAAUCGAAGCGGGGGGUGUACGAGGCGGUGUGGUCAUAUCUCCCAUGCCUUACAUCUCAGACUACUAUGCGGUGGGCAAAGCAAAAGCAGCGCAACAGGAGCUGCACAAAAUAGAUAACGGCAAUGGCAGUGCAGGCAGCCCACAUUCAACGCCUCGUACACGCCGACGUCAGGCACCAACUGGCCCAUCGCCGAGCAUUUUCUAUGAUGACCUGCCCAUAUCACCGGCCAGAUCAACAGUAUUAGCAAAAAGCAACAACAAUCAUAUUGAUCGAGCAGAGCAGAAGCGGCGCCAGGAAAAGGCCGCCGAGCGGUUCACGCAGCAUCAUGAAAAGUUCCGUAAAGUCAUCAUGCGGGACAUCCUGUUGUACCGGGAACGUCAAACCCAGCCGCUGAUACAGUUGUAGAUCGUGCGAGAAUACGCUUUUUGGGCCUAUUUUAUGUUGAAAAUUUACAUUUACAAUUAUCUAUUUAUGUUCAAUUUCCAUAAUCCUUAAAAAUAUAAAUACACACACACACACACACGAAAAAGACCUA